UACUUAACUCAAUAAAAAAAAUUAAUCAUAAGCAAGAGAAGAGUAGGCGCGUAAAAGCCGCGAGGAAUUGAAACAUCCGCCCAGCUCAACCUGCUUGGAUUGGAGAUGGCCAGCGUUAUUCAUUUCUUCCAAAUAUGUACAUAUAUUUUGGAUAGAAAAAGAAAGAACAAAAAACUAACAAAAUCUUUCAAAGUCUACAUAGAAAUUAGGGAACAAGGGGCAGCAAAGUUUGUCUCUUUUUUCUUCUUUCUUUUCAUUUUUUCCUUGGUUGAAAAAAAGUGGAACGAGAGAGAGAGAAAAUUACAGCUUGGUAGUAUCCGUCUUUGCUGUUGUAAUGUUGGCAGAGAGACGAGAGAGGGCAGCAGCUGGUUUAAUCCAAAAAUACUCUCUCUGUCUCUCCUCACUGCUCAUAGAUUGGCAGCCGAAUUAAGCCACAUUCGCAUCAAUUACCACUCUUAAUUAUUUGAUUCUCCCCCUAAGUCUCUAUUGGAAGACGAGCAAUGAGCUUUGGUUUCUUUUGGUUUGGGUUAUUAUGUUAGGAAUUAGUUAUUAGUUAUUCUGGGUUUUUUGUUCUGUUUUCUUUUUCUUGUUCGUUAUCAAUAAUCAUCGAUCGUCGGGUCAAUCAGCUAUGGCAAUGAAUAGCGAUCCUACUAAAUCCAAGAGGCUUUAUCAAGUUUGGAAGGGGAGCAAUAGAUUCUUUUGUGGUGGGAGAUUGAUCUUUGGCCCUGACGUUGCAUCAUUGUUUCUAUCCACAUUUCUUAUUGCUGGCCCCGCCAUUGCUUUCUGCAUAAGGAUGUAUAUUAAGAUCAAACAUGAAAAUACCAAUGCUGGCCGCUGUUAUUCCAUAUUAAUUCUGGGUGCCUUACUCUCUGCACUGGAUCUGCUGUUUCUAUUCUUUACCUCUGGUAGAGAUCCUGGAAUUCUGCCCAGAAAUUCAAAACCUCCUGAAUCAGAUGAAGCUUUGGAUGUAACGACCCCAUCUAUGGAGUGGGUCAAUGGCAGAACUCCUCAUUUAAAACUUCCUCGUACUAAAGAUGUAAUAGUUAAUGGCCACACUGUGAAAGUAAAGUACUGUGACACCUGUUUGCUUUAUCGUCCUCCCCGAGCAUCUCAUUGUUCCAUAUGCAACAACUGUGUUCAAAGGUUUGAUCAUCACUGCCCAUGGGUUGGUCAAUGCAUUGGAAUACGUAACUAUCGAUUCUUCUUUAUGUUUAUAUCAACCUCAACCAUCUUGUGCUUAUAUGUCUUUGUUUGUUCUUGGAUCAAUGUGCUCGAAAAGGAAGCUGGCAAUGAUAGCAAUAUUUGGAAGGCUAUGUCGCAUGAUAUCCUAUCCAUUAUUCUCAUAGUCUACUGCUUCAUAGCUGUAUGGUUUGUUGGUGGUCUUACAGUUUUCCAUUUCUAUCUGAUUUGCACUAAUCAAACUACGUAUGAGAACUUCCGUUAUCGAUAUGAUAAAAAAGAAAACCCAUAUAACAAGGGAACAACAGGAAAUCUUGGUGAAAUGUUUUUGUCCAAGAUUCCACCUUCAUUAAAUGAUUUUCGUUCAUUUGUGGAGGAAAGUGAGCAUAUGGUUAUGGGAUCAAUGAUGCCAAACUUUAUGGAAGGUCAUAUUAGCUCAAAAGAGAAAAUUGACAUUGAGAUGGGAAAUAGGCUUGCUGAAGAUACUGGUUAUUCACUUCCUGAAAUUUUGAGAAAUUUGGAAUUUGAUGAUUUUGAGGACGAAUUGAUGAUAAAGCAGGAAGGGGAAAGAGAUAUGGAUUCAUUGUUUCUUGAAGGGCAAGAUAUGAAACCAUCAGAUGAAAUCUCCAUUCUGGGGAGUGGAACAGUUAGAACUGAGCAAAGUUCAGCUUCUAAAAAUGGAGAUGGAGAAUUUAUGGAAAGCUACAGUGCAAGAAAUGAAACAGAUACGUCAGGGAAACCAAUAAUGUAGCAAUUCUCAUCCAACAAAAUUGUCGCCACUUCAAGUAGAAGUAUAAUAUUCGUGUUCUCUCUCCUUUUAAGUUAAAAUUCUAGUGCUUUUUUUAUUUAAAACUUUGGAGGCAAACACAGACGUAAGUGAUAAUUAAACAAGUUUUUGUUAAUAACAGCUUUGCUUGGGGUUGGGUAUUUUGAAAUUGAUGUGAAGGAUCUCCUUGUCUUGUAAAAUCGCAGUGGUGUGCAGCUUUGGAGGAGUGCAAGUUGUUGAAAAUAGAGAUACAAGCUCAAAAAAAGUAAAUAUAUAUAUAUCUAUCUGUUUAUUUGGGGGUCCAAAACUCUUAUUGAUUGUUGUAAGCUGUGAAUGUCGUAUUUUGCUCGAAAUAAUGCAGAAACUCAAAAACAAAUGGUGUGAUUGCGAGUGUGAGGGUGAAAAAGAAAAAGGUCUAUAGUCUGUGUUGUAGGUUUUAUCAUUUUUUACUGUUUCUAAAAUAUGAUUGGAGAAUAGAGAUUUCUCUUUCAUCAGUUAGAACUGUAGCAUGUUUAAAACUAAUUAGAUUUUGUGGUAUGUAUUUAUUUUAUGAAUGAUUUCUUACACCUUGAUGAAGUUUUCAAAUUUAACAAAGUGAUAAUGUUUUUCCCCGAAAA
Gossypium arboreum is the source of this 2562-nucleotide messenger RNA. RefSeq names its product probable protein S-acyltransferase 4. NCBI's taxonomy places the organism in Eukaryota, Viridiplantae, Streptophyta, Magnoliopsida, Malvales, Malvaceae. Gene Ontology annotation, biological process: protein targeting to membrane; peptidyl-L-cysteine S-palmitoylation. Bases 629 to 1930 code for a protein of 433 amino acids. Gene Ontology annotation, cellular component: endoplasmic reticulum; Golgi apparatus. The transcript has 5 exons. Gene Ontology annotation, molecular function: protein-cysteine S-palmitoyltransferase activity. The record is from RefSeq and is a predicted model, not a curated record.